GUAAUUGAAUUUCUACUUAAUAAAGCAGGAAUGUUUGCUCAAGGUCUUGAAGAUUUAGGAUAUACUAAUGUCACUACACAUGUCAUUAGUAUAGGCAAUGCUAUUCCGAUUAAACAAAACUUAUUGUAG
Racocetra persica is the source of this 129-nucleotide messenger RNA. Lineage: Eukaryota; Fungi; Glomeromycota; Glomeromycetes; Diversisporales; Gigasporaceae. The record is from the annotation of a GenBank genome assembly.